Eptesicus fuscus (big brown bat) is the source of this 619-nucleotide messenger RNA. RefSeq names its product nuclear cap binding protein subunit 2 like (gene NCBP2L). The record is from RefSeq and is a predicted model, not a curated record. Lineage: Eukaryota; Metazoa; Chordata; Mammalia; Chiroptera; Vespertilionidae. The transcript is spliced from 2 exons. Gene Ontology annotation, molecular function: RNA cap binding. Gene Ontology annotation, cellular component: nuclear cap binding complex. Gene Ontology annotation, biological process: mRNA cis splicing, via spliceosome. Bases 76 to 513 code for a protein of 145 amino acids.
UCCAGAGGUUUUGUUGGUGUCACUGCUGCCAAGUUGGAUCACGACCUGCUGUCCUCACAGGGCUUGCUGAGCACCAUGUCCAAAGACCUGAAGAUUCUGUGCAGCGACUUCUACCUGGAGCUGAGCAAGGACCGGAGCCAGCAUUUCAGUGCUGAUAACAGAGAGCAUGAAAAAUUACUGAAGGAAAGCUGCACUCUAUAUGUGGGGAAUCUUUCCAUUUAUACAUCCGAGGAGCAAAUAUUUGAGCUCUUUAGUAGAUGUGGUGAUAUCAGAAAUGUAUUUAUGGGCUUGGAUAAGUUAAAGAAAACACCAUGUGGUUUCUGUUUUGUAGAAUACUACAACAGAGCUGAUGCUGAAAAUGCCAUACGGUUCCUAAAUGGGACCAUCUUAGAUGACCAUAUCAUCCACACAGAGUGGGAUGUAGGCUUUAGAGAGGGCAAACAGUAUGAGUGUUAUGAAGACUUCAAUGCUGGUAGAGGAGACUUUGUAAAAGAAGCUCAGGCCCAUGAUUAGAGAGAAACUCCCUAGUGAAAAACUUGCAGCUCUCACAAAAAUUUUUAAUUACUUUUUCUUCUCAUCAAAAACCCUUUUGAUGUAUUUUCUCUCUAAAAAGUUAAUA